Messenger RNA from Microsporum canis CBS 113480, 1071 nucleotides. RefSeq lists its product as hypothetical. NCBI's taxonomy places the organism in Eukaryota, Fungi, Ascomycota, Eurotiomycetes, Onygenales, Arthrodermataceae. The transcript has a single exon. Bases 1 to 1071 code for a protein of 356 amino acids. The record is from RefSeq and is a predicted model, not a curated record.
AUGGUUCCAACAAGGGCAAGCUCAGUGAAGGCUGUUUCAAGCAAGCCCACUCCAAGAACUAAGCCUUCAGGUGAAAACACAUCAAGGGUCACCAAGCGGAGUGCAAAAGCCUCAUACCAAAGCAAUUCUGCUUUUACCGGAGGGAAAAAAUCAUCUACUAGCUCCUCAAGCUCCAAGACCACAAAAAUAAAAUCAAUCACAGCCUAUAGCCCGAAAUUCACACAGCAUCUAUCUUCCCACGGAAUAUAUCUCGAUGGAUACGACCGUCCGUGCGGCAAACCAAUGCCAAAACCGAAAAAUUUUGAUAACCUCCAUGAUAUACUGUCCCGAUCGCGAAGAGCUGUUUCGCCUACAGACCUCUCCGCUGAUGACUUCCAGAAAUUUAAGUUUCGGGAUACGAUCGCUGUUAAUGAGUCGGGGGUCAUUGGUUUACUGAUACCGACUAUGGACGGAAGUAAUAAGAAUCGAGGGAGUACUGCAAUGGAUCACCUCUGCAGCAAUCUUGCUUCAAUGACUGAUGACACGCUCGUCAUCGCAAAACCUGACCUCCUCUAUGGUGCUCGCCCAGAACAACUCAACCGUUUAAUCCGAGAUGACUUGGAUGACAUGAUUGUACCGUCAACAUAUAAACAUUUUCCAAUGCUACCAAACUUCUUUCUGGAAGUCAAAGGCCCUGAUGGAAGUCCUGCCGUUGCAGCCCGGCAGGCUUGCCAUGAUGGUGCAAUUGGAGCUCGAGGAAUCCAUGCCUUGCAGUCCUACAAGAAUGACAGCCCUGUCUACGAUAAAAAUGCAUACACUAUUACGGCAACCUACCAAUGCGGCCACCUCAGAUUAUACACUACCCACAUUGAACCACCGGUAGAUACUAAUGGCCGCCCUGAAUAUGUCAUGACUUCCUUGUGCUCAUACUCCAUGGUAAAUAGUCUGGAGACCUUCAGGCAAGCCGUAACUACUUAUCGAAAUCUUCGAGACUGGGCAAAAGAACAAAGGGAUGCAAGUAUUACAGCUGCAAAUGCACGAUUUAAGGACGCCCAGAAUCAGCUUGCCCUCGAAGAGCCUCAAGGAUCAUGA